Abrus precatorius (Indian licorice) is the source of this 2382-nucleotide messenger RNA. RefSeq lists its product as uncharacterized. The coding region runs from base 1 to 2382 and encodes 793 amino acids. The record is from RefSeq and is a predicted model, not a curated record. Lineage: Eukaryota; Viridiplantae; Streptophyta; Magnoliopsida; Fabales; Fabaceae. The transcript is spliced from 6 exons.
AUGUGUUUCCUCAUUGAUUUAGAUGAAUCUUUUUCUGCUAUUUGUGGACAACUAUUAGCUAUGGAGCCAAUUCUUAAAAUCAAUAAGCUUUGUUCUCUUGUUCAAAAAGAAAAACAAAGAGAGGUGGCUGGAUCUCAACUUAUUCUUGAUACUACUCAAGCUACAUUUGCUGUCAAAAACUCAUUACAACCUGUCCUUAUUGCCAAGGUUAAGAGUAGGAAGAAGGAUGGACCAUUGUGCUCACAUUGUGGUUAUGGCAAAGGUAAAGGGAAAACAAUUGUGUAUCAUGUCUUUAAUGAUCCUCAGGAGGAUGUUAUCGCUCCUAUUGUUCCUUUAGAUGAUGCCAAGGCUCCCAUAUCUGAGGCUCAAUACCAACAUUUUGUUUCUCUGCUAAGUGCUCAACUGAUCAAGCCAAUGAUAGAGACACAGAUAGAGACACAUACUUCUAAUAUGGUUUCGAGAGGAAAUCCUAAUCAAGGAGGAGGACUUUCUCCUUUCCAAAUGCAAGCCUUGACACAACAUUUGGAGAGAUUGAUGAGGCAACAAAAUGAUGAGCUCCAUGAAAGAUUGGACCAAUUGGAGAAUAGAGGUCAUGAUGAAGAAGAAAAGAGGAGAAGAGGUAAUGACGGUGCUCCUAGACAAAACCGAAUUGAUGGAGUCAAAAUUUCUAUUCCUCCAUUCAAAGGAAGAAGUGACCCGGGAGCUUAUUUGGAGUGGGAGAUCAAAAUAGAGCAUAUUUUCACUUGUAAUACCUAUGAAGAGGCCCAAAAAGUAAAGCUUGCAGCUAUGGAGUUUUCCGAUUAUGCUCUUGUGUGGUGGAACAAAUUGCAAAAAGAGAGAGCUAGGAAUGAGGAGCCAUUGGUGGAUACAUGGGUUGAAAUGAAAAGGAUCAUGAGGAAGAGAUAUGUGCCGGCAAGCUAUUCUAGGGACUUAAAAUUCAAACUUCAAAAAUUGUCCCAAGGUAGCAAAGGCGUUGAGGAGUACUACAAGGAAAUGGAGGUGCUCAUGAUUCAAGCCAAGAUAGAAGAGGAUGAGGAGGUAACUAUGGCUAGAUUUCUUAGUGGUUUGAAUAAUGAUAUUCGUGAUAUUGUUGAACUGCAGGAAUUUGUUGAAAUGGAGGACUUGCUUCACAAAGCAAUCCAAGUGGAGCAACAAUUAAAAAGGAAAGGUGUGGCCAAAAAGAGCUCCACUAAUUUUGGUUUUUCUAGUUGGAAGGAUAAGGGAAAAGGGGCUGCCACUUCUAGUGCAGCGCCUACACCAACAAAAACUCCUCUAAAAACUCAAGAGCAACCCUCUAAAAGGAGUCGGGAUGUGAAAGAUGGAGAGUAUAUAAGUGAGUCUGAAAUUGAAGAGGGAGAGGAGAAUGAGGACGUGGAGGAGGAGGUGGAGAAAACACCAGAGGGAGACUUGUUGAUGAUAAGGCAGUUACUUGGUAGCCAAUUGAAGCCUUUGGAGGAGAGCCAAAGAGAAAACAUCUUCCAUACUAGAUGUUUGAUCAAUGGUAAACUUUGCAUGGUGAUCAUUGAUGGAAGGAGUUGCACCAAUGUGGCGAGUGCAAGACUUGUGUCUAAAUUGAAUUUAGUUACAAAGCCACAUCCUAGGCCAUAUAGGCUUCAAUGGCUUAGUGAGGAUGGAGAGGUGCAAGUAAGGAAGCAAGUAGAGUUGGAUAUUUCCAUUGAAAGAUACAAUGAUAAGGUGCUUUGUGAUGUUGUUCCUAUGGAGGCCAGCCACUUACUCUUGGGGAGACCAUGGCAAUUUGAUAAAAAAGCCAAUCAUGAUGGUUUCACCAACAAAAUCUCAUUCAUGCACCAAGACAAGAAGAUAGUGCUCAAACCUUUGAGUCCGCAAGAGAAAUUUGGAGAUGUGUUUCCAACAAGUGUACCAAGUGGGUUGCCACCAUUAAGAGGUAUUGAGCAUCAAAUUGAUCUCAUUCCAGGAGCUUCUUUGCCUAAUAGGCCAGCCUAUAGAAGCAACCCUCAAGAGACCAAGGAGAUCCAAAGACAAGUGGAUGAACUCAUUGGUAAGGGAUGGGUAAGAGAUAGCAUGAGUCCUUGUGCUGUCCCGGUAAUUUUGGUUCCUAAAAAGGAUGGGACAUGGCGCAUGUGUUCUAAUUGUAGAGCCCUUAAUAACAUCACCAUUAAAUAUAGGCAUCCUAUACCUAGGCUUGAUGAUUUGCUUGAUGAAUUGCAUGGAAAAUUUGUUGUGGUGUACUUUGAUGAUAUUCUUAUCUAUAGCACUUCACUUGAAUUGCAUGUUGAUCAUUUAAAAUCUGUCUUGUGUGUGCUUAGAGAAGAACAAUUGUAUGUCAAUCUUGAAAAAUGCAUCUUUUGUACUAACCAUGUUGUGUUUCUUGGUUUUGUUGUAAGUUCAAAAGGAGUAUAA